Messenger RNA from Pelodiscus sinensis (Chinese soft-shelled turtle), 669 nucleotides. The record is from RefSeq and is a predicted model, not a curated record. NCBI's taxonomy places the organism in Eukaryota, Metazoa, Chordata, Testudines, Trionychidae.
AUGGAGCAAAGUGGGAUCUGCGGCCGGCCGCGCUUCGCACGGUACUACGAGACCGGCAGCAUCCGGCCCGGCGUCAUCGGGGGCUCCAAGCCCAAGGUGGCCACCCCCAAGGUGGUGGAGAAAAUCGGGGACUACAAGCGGCAGAACCCCACCAUGUUCGCCUGGGAGAUCCGGGACCGCCUGCUGGCCGAGGGCGUCUGCGACAGCGACACCGUGCCCAGUGUCAGCUCCAUUAACAGGUCGGGGUGUUUCCCCACCCGGAACAUGGGGCUAAAGUACUUUGAGCUGCCCCAGGGGCAAAGCAGGAGUGAAGUUAGUCUCUAUCCCCUGCCCCUGCUCAGCAGUGCACUGGACGACGGCAAAGCCGGGCUGACCCCCUCCACCACGCCGCUCGGCCGGGGCCUGCCCACCCCCCAGCCCUACUCGGCCGGGCCAGGGCGCGAGAUGGUCAGCUCCACGCUGCCCGGCUACCCCCCGCACAUCCCCACCAGCGGGCAGGGCAGCUACGCCUCCUCCGCCAUCGCCGGCAUGGGGUCCAGCCAUUCCCCCUAUGCCACCUACGGAGAGGCCUGGCGCUUCCCCAACUCCAGCCUGCUGAGUUCUCCGUAUUAUUACAGCUCAGCCUCAAGCCCCCCCGCCCCCCCCACCCCCAGACCCAGAGCCGACUGA